CAUCUCUUACAGAAAUUAAUUAUCACAAAAAAAAAAAACAUAUACAAAGAGACAAAACUGAGAUGAAGGGCUUCUGUUUCAUUGCUUCUCUUCUUCUUCUUCUGCCCGCUGCUUCCUUCUCCAAGCCCACUGACUUCGUCCCUUCGAGGGCUACUCACUACACCACACCCGACGGCAAAGGCACUCCAAGUGGGGCAUGUGGAUAUGGUGAAUCUGGAAAAGACAUGAACUAUGCUAAAGUGACCGGUGUUUCCAACCUUUGGUACGGAGGAACCGGCUGUGGCGCCUGUUAUCAGGUGAAAUGUACAAUGUAUCCGUACUGUAAGAAAGAGGGAGUGACGGUGGCGGUGACGGACUACGGGCAGGGUGACCGUACGGACUUCGUGAUGAACAAGGCAGCGUUCGCCCAAAUGGCUCGGCCCGGAGCUUCUGGCCGGCUGAUAUCGUACGGAACGGUCGACGUCACGUACCGGAGGGUGCCAUGCAGAUACGCCUCCCCUAACGUCCGUAUCAAGAUCCAUGAGAACAGCCGCUACCCUGACUACCUGUCCCUCGUCCUCCUGAACGUUAACGGCGUUAACGACGUCAAGGCCAUCGAAGUCAAGGGGUAUCAAGGAGGGUGGGUAAGGAUGAGGAACGCGUACGGUGCGGUGACUACCUGUCCCUCGUCCUCCUGAACGUUAACGGCGUUAACGACGUCAAGGCCAUCGAAGUCAAGGGGUAUCAAGGAGGGUGGGUAAGGAUGAGGAACGCGUACGGUGCGGUGUACGACCUGCCAACCCCGCCAAAGGGGAAGCUGUCGGUGAGGGUGUUGGUCCACGGCUCGGCCGGCGAGACAUGGAAGCAAGCCACCGGCGCCAUCCCUUCCCUCUGGAAACCCAAAGCUAUCUACGACUCCACCAUCCAACUCUACUGAAUUGAUACGUCGACCAAUGAAUGAUAUCAUAUGGUUUCAAAAAAAUAUAUGGUUAUUUAUAAAUAAUAAAAAUUCGUAUAUACAUAUAUAUAUGUGUAUAUAUAUGAAUGAAUAAAUUUGUGGGCUUGUGAAUGUCGUUUGCCUUUUGUAAUUAUUUUACGUUCAAGUUCAAAUGAAUAAAAAAGUAUAA
Molecule: messenger RNA, 1106 nt
Organism: Tarenaya hassleriana
Lineage: Eukaryota; Viridiplantae; Streptophyta; Magnoliopsida; Brassicales; Cleomaceae
Product: expansin-like B1
Exons: 5
Coding region: 63-677 (204 amino acids)
Cellular component (GO): extracellular region
Source: RefSeq, a predicted model, not a curated record